ACAUCAACAGGUAAAUGAUCCUAACUACUCACCAUGCAUACAGGUGAAACGCUAUCACCUCUUACGUCGUAGGCACACACAAGUGUUUUUUUGUCCUCAUUCUUCUCUCCCCUCCCCACCCACACAGCUAACGAAACCUCUGACGAUGUAGGCCAACACAGCAAACAGGAGUUGUGGAACAUGAGCUGAGCUCAAAAUAAUCCUGGAUUAAUGCUAGUGGCAAUUUGUGUAGCCGAAAUUAAUACUCAAACUUUUAAGUUCUGUAAAUAUUUUCGUAUCUGCUAAUUUGUCACGUUCUAGAGGAUCAUGGGAGCGGAAGAUGAAGACAAACCCAAAGCUGUCGUCAUAGAGAAGGUGGUCAUCGUGCGGCCAUUAAAGGUCUUGGGGCUGCUGUGCGGAGUGUUGGCAGUGCUGCUUCUCAUGAUCUCAGUGGCAGCUACCUCUUGGCUCAAGGCUGAGGAUGUUCUGGAAGGCUUGUGGGAGAAGUGUGUCUACAACCGGAGCAUCCCAGACUGGGUGGAGUGUGAUAACAGCUUGCCCAGAGAGUGGGUAACGAUCUGUCAAGCCUUGUGUAUCAUCUCUCUGAUCGUCUGCAUGGCCGCCAUUGCUAUCACCUCUGUCGGGCUCAAGACUACAAACUUCAUCCUGAAGUACAAGCUGUAUUGGAUCGGCCUCAUAAUCUUCUUUGCUGCAGCGGCAUUUGAGCUGAUCUCCUUGGUUAUCUUCCCGAUCAAAUUUCUAUCUGAGAUGUCGACAAGAAGUGAGAUCCACUGGAGCUUUGGUUGGGCCUACAUCGUGGGAUGGGCUGGGGCUGUGUGCGAAUUCACCGCUGGCUUGUUCCUUCUGCUGGACAAAGGAGCUGAGGAGGUCAUCUUCAGGGAGAAGUCCGUGCAGGAAGAGAAGAAAAAUGGCGUCGAGGCGAUACCGGACAAAGCUGUCAGUGAGGAAACUGUGUAGCUCCGAAAUUCGCUGCGGCCACUUGUGAUAAAUAUGUGUUUGCAUUAGAUUUGUAAUUGGGAUUGUUCUUGUUGUUAAUUGGGUUUGUCAUUAAUGGAUUGUUCUUGAUGGAAAAUACUUCUGUUAAUUGACUUUCUCAUUGAUUAAUUGUUCUUGAUCGUAACGGUUCUGUUUAUUGGUUGUGUCAAUGAUGGAAUGUUCUCGAUGGCAUGGUAACCCAAUAUAGUAUCGUGAUCGCUAUUUUGAAAGCAACAUCGAAUGCUUCUGACGGUCUUUUGAUUCAAUCUGAAAAUUAAACAUAUAUAAAGCAGAGGACUACACUAACCAAUGUUAGACCCCAAAAAAAACAAAACCUUUUUAAGAGUUAAUUAUGGCGGAAACGUAAUUUUACUGAAUAGUCCUGAGUACGUUUUACUAUAUUAUAAUAGAUGUGUUAUAAAAUCUUUUACAACCAUCAUCCACCUGUUCCUGCUAAUGGGAACCCCCGCCCACCCUUUUUUUUUUUUUUCCAGCGACCUUUUGAGGAUUAAAAAGAUGGUAGUUUUUGGAAGGGUUAUCUCCCUUUACUCACACAGUAGAUGAGGGGAAAUGUCUCCCACUGGAAAAUUGUGUUCGCCUGUAUUACGCAUUCUUCCAAUAUGCCAUCUAGUCAUGUGAGAAAUGCUGCGGACUUUCGUUGCAAUGGUCCCGGGCUCCAACCCUACCCACAGCCAUUCCUGAUGUCCGAAAAUUAAAAACAUUUCAAAGCGAAAGUGGUCACAAUGGGGGUGAGGGUGGCGUGAGACAGUUAGUAUUAUUAGUUAGUAUAGAGACGCACCAUAGCUGACGGACUUUGAAAGCGACAUUUAGUGACGUCACGACUUAGUUGGGUUAGAGAUUAUUUAUGCUAAUAUAUAGACAGUUGGUGUUAGGACUUCAUAGGGAGAACGUAAUAUUAGACACAGAGACUCGAUUGUGGCCUUUUCAAUAUUAAACGUCAUCUGUGUUUGUAUAACGGUCUUAGUCUUGCCUAUUUGUUACAUGUGUAGGUCUUCUUACUUGUUUGUUAAGUACAUCGAAUACACCCAUACAAGAAACCCAGACAUCUCCAGAGUAAUCUGUCGAAGUCAGACAGCCAUCAUUUCGAGACCCGGGAUGUCUGACCUCUUUAAGGCCCAUGUUGUUUUUUUUUUGCGUAAUAUUUAAUGUAAAAAAACAUUAAUUUGGGGGCCCUCUCAAGUUGGGGUCCCGGGGGGAUUUUCAAACUCCCCCUCCCUCCCUUCACACUAGCUACGCCUCUGUAUACAGUAAUCAGCAACCACAAGGGCAAGGCCUAUCGCUGGUGGGGGCAAAGAAAAGAAUAUUUCAAUAGAAACGAGACAUGUCACUCAUGUCUUCAUUUAACGACAUUGAGUUAGUACUUUGUAUACGUUAAUGAUCCUAAGUAAGUAUAUGACCUUUCUGACCUGGGGCGGAUGAUGUAAGGGUCAUCUGUUUCUAUUCCCAACGGUUAACGAGGGUGUCAUGUGGCCAGCACACAACUGCCUUUACCUUUCCCCCCUACUAAAGCCAGGAACUCACUAGAGUUGGGUGGACCCAGGGGCGUGAAAUUCAAAAUCUAGUCUUCACCGAGAUUUGAACCUGGGACUCUUAUGUUCGGAAACCAAGCGCUUUACCAUUCACCCACUACAUCCCUUGUAUUUUGUAGAGAUGAAUAUUACUCCGUUGGCUUUAAUGUAAAAUAUAUUUAUAUAACUUAUUAUAUUUAUGAAAUAUAGCACUUUUAUACCUUUAACAAAAUGUACAAAAUAAUCAUAGAAUAAAAAAACAUGCGCUAUAAAA
Biomphalaria glabrata is the source of this 2778-nucleotide messenger RNA. RefSeq names its product transmembrane protein 47-like. Bases 307 to 957 code for a protein of 216 amino acids. The transcript is spliced from 6 exons. Gene Ontology annotation, biological process: cell-cell adhesion. The record is from RefSeq and is a predicted model, not a curated record. Gene Ontology annotation, cellular component: membrane; cell-cell junction. Lineage: Eukaryota; Metazoa; Mollusca; Gastropoda; Planorbidae.